Zingiber officinale is the source of this 1653-nucleotide messenger RNA. Its product is annotated as nascent polypeptide-associated complex subunit alpha, muscle-specific form-like. Bases 1 to 1653 code for a protein of 550 amino acids. NCBI's taxonomy places the organism in Eukaryota, Viridiplantae, Streptophyta, Magnoliopsida, Zingiberales, Zingiberaceae. The record is from RefSeq and is a predicted model, not a curated record. The transcript is spliced from 4 exons.
AUGCUGGAAGGCAUUUUAUACACCUUCGGCCUUAGUCUCGUCCCUGCAGAAAUCGGAGCUCCCUUUGCGGCUGCUAUCCUCCGUUCCUUCGCCUGUCAAGAGACGCCUGCAGUUGCUGUCCUGGAAGCUCUACAUGAGGAGCUGACACCAGGCCUGCCUUCUGAUCCAGCUGCUGCCUUCGAUCCUCAACUUCCAGCACCCCCGACCUCUGAUGUCGUGAUUGCCCCGCCGCUCGCAGUGCUACCUUCUCCCAGCGCUGCAGACCCAGCAUUGUCCCACACCUCCGAUCAACCUGCGACUGCUUCUUCGCCCACUAGACAGGCUCCUCCUCUCCGUCCUACUCUGCGGCUGCGUGUGACGCGCAAUAGCAAACGGACGGCCCCGGUCACCGCCACUUCUCCUCCACCUUCACAGCGCCAACGCGUGGUGGUUCUUUCUUCCCCUUCCAAGUCUUCGGGCACGAGCUCGGCUCAGGAGACAAGUUUGGGCCAGGAACAGGCUUAUGACCUGGAGGUGGCAGGCCCACCGUCAGACCGACUUACUACGGUGCCACUCCAGAGCGUGCUACCUGCCCCGCCUUCACCUUCUGGUGGCCAACCCCUGGAUUCGUUGACUCCUCCAGCCUCCUCCCCUCUAAUACCAAUGAGCUCGGUCGUGCCUAUUUCUGAACCGCCCUCCCCGGACUGGGCCUUUAGGGCCCUCUGGAGGCUUCCUUCGGCGACUGACCCGGCGAACGUGCCGGCUGCUACCUCAUCCCCUUUUUUUGGCAGGGUCGACUUCCACGGGGCCUUGGCCAACUCCUGGCAAUCGGCUCAUCGACAGUUCUGGGAAAGCGAAUACCCUCUGGAAGAGCUCGAUCAGGUUGCUUGUUCUCUGGUCGCGACCUGCUCGGCGAGUCUGAGCGUAGUCCAACGAGCGGCCGAGCUAGAACGGGAGAAUGUGGCACUCAAGGCCUGUCUCCGGGAACUGGAACCCCCUUCAUCUUCCACAGCUCCUUCUGAGCCCUCCCUGGAAGGCCUGGACUCCUGUCUGCAUGCCGCCGGGGAAUCAGCGGCCUCCACCCGAGCCCUUUCUGACGCCGCAUUCAACAAACUGCGGGCAUUGGAGGCGGCCUUAAAGGCGGAGCUUUCGCGGGCCCAGGAGGCAGUGUCUCAGGGCCAGAGUGACCUGGCUGCAGCUCGCGCGGAGGCUACCCAGGACAAGGACGCCAUGGCAGAGUACCUGGCGGGAGAGCUCGGGCGGCUGAAGGCCUACCGCUUGGCCUAUGUUCGUUCUUCCUUUUUCCUUCAGAAGCUGGGGCGCUGGAUGGUCGUGCUACUGAGUUACGGGGCUGCUGGCGGGGUGAGACAAGCCUUCGAGCAAGGUUAUUUACGCGUAGCGCCCCCCGCCACUUUCUUGGAUACUACUCGCCUGGCCCGGGAAUUGCCGCAGGACACAUUCCACUCCUUCGAGGCGGAUGACGGGCUCUUCUUCCAGGCUGCUCCUCCUCCUGCUGCUGCUCCAACCCCCGUAGAGGUGUCUCCCCAGGAUCUUCCUGCUGCCAUCCCCGAAGCUUCUGAAGCCCUUGCCCCUCCUCCUGCUGAACCAGCCGACCCGGCUUCCCCUCGGUCGGCUCCUGAUAACCUGUCUCCUCCUUAUCCGAACGUAGUGUAA